CUGUCCCCAGCGAGUUCCGUUUCACGGCCGAUGUCCCCGUCUGGCUGGAUUACCGCGGCAAGCGCGUCACCAUGGAGCAGGGUGCCCUGGCCGGGAUCCUGAUCGGGCUCGCGCGGCUCAACUGCUCCCAACUGCGGCUGAAGAGACUCUGCCACCGCCAGGGGCUGUUGGGUCUCAGCCGUGUCGUGUCCUACGCGGUGUCCGAGUGGCUCCGGGACAUUCGGUGUCACCAACUGCCGGGGCUGCUGGGGGGGGUGGCACCAGUGCACGCCGUGCUGCGGCUCUGGCGGGCUCUCCGGGACCUGCUGCUGCUGCCGGUGCUGGGGGGGGGUCCCGGGGGGGUGACCCUGGGGGUGACCCGGGGGGUGACGCGCGGUGUCACCGCCCUCGGGGCCGCCUCGGCCAGCGCCGCCAUCGGGCUGGGGACGAGGCUGCUGCGAGCGCUGCAGGCUCUGGCCGAGGCUCUUUAUGGACUCGUGGCCCCCCCGGGACCCCCCCGGCCCCUCCCGGAGCCCCCGGAACGGCACCAGCGGCUCCCAGGCCCCCCCGGAGCGAGGAGCCGCCCCUCCCCCACCCCGGGCACGGCGGGCGCCCCUCCCCCACAAUAAACUGGGAGAGACUGG
This is a messenger RNA of Poecile atricapillus (Black-capped chickadee), 623 nucleotides long. RefSeq names its product autophagy-related protein 2 homolog A-like. The transcript is spliced from 6 exons. The coding region runs from base 72 to 608 and encodes 178 amino acids. The record is from RefSeq and is a predicted model, not a curated record. Gene Ontology annotation, molecular function: phosphatidylinositol-3-phosphate binding. Gene Ontology annotation, cellular component: extrinsic component of membrane; phagophore assembly site. Lineage: Eukaryota; Metazoa; Chordata; Aves; Passeriformes; Paridae. Gene Ontology annotation, biological process: autophagosome assembly; autophagy of mitochondrion; reticulophagy.